Messenger RNA from Tachysurus vachellii, 903 nucleotides. It is a transcript of the gene trappc6b, whose product is annotated as trafficking protein particle complex subunit 6B. The record is from RefSeq and is a predicted model, not a curated record. The transcript has 6 exons. Gene Ontology annotation, biological process: regulation of GTPase activity; endoplasmic reticulum to Golgi vesicle-mediated transport. Bases 178 to 651 code for a protein of 157 amino acids. Lineage: Eukaryota; Metazoa; Chordata; Actinopteri; Siluriformes; Bagridae. Gene Ontology annotation, cellular component: cis-Golgi network; trans-Golgi network; TRAPP complex.
CCAUUAUUUUGCCUGAAUGGGGCGCUACUGAUAUGUUUUCUUUUCUAAUUGUAGGAAGCAAAAGUAAAUAUGACAGAGUAAAUAUUUAUUUUAUAUAAUUGUUGUGGAUGUUGUUUCUGUUUAAAGCUACAGAUGAUCUCCAUGUAUUAGCCGGUACAGUGUUGUUGUCCAACAGAAAUGGCAGACGAGGCUCUUUUCCAGUUCCUCCAUAAUGAACUUAUUCAAUAUGUCAACAACACAGAAAAUGGCGAAAAUGAAAAUGGACGGUGUGUUUCUAAGCUUGAGAACAUAGGCUUUCGUGUGGGACAAGGUCUCAUCGAAAGGUUCACCAAAGACACGGCGCGCUUUAAAGACGAGCUCGACGUCAUGAAAUUCAUCUGCAAAGAUUUCUGGACCUGUGUGUUUAAGAAGCAGAUCGAUAACCUGAGAACAAACCACCAGGGUAUUUACGUCUUACAGGAUAACAAGUUCCGUUUAUUGAACCAACUGUCUGCUGGUAAACAAUAUCUGGAACAUGCCCCGAAGUACUUGGCGUUUACCUGCGGCCUGGUGAGAGGAGGGCUGUACAACCUUGGUGUGAAGAGCAUUGUCACCGCUGAGGUGUCUGUCAUGCCUGCUUGUAAAUUCCAGGUGAUGAUCCAGAAGAUGUAAACACCGAACAAGAACAAAGUCUUUCUAAUAUAUAGGCAUCUGUCAUAUAGUUUUGUUUAUUUGUGAUUUUAUUCUACUGUAUUUUCUCUCCAUCAAAGCCUCUUAAAUUCCUUGCAUGCAAUCUACAGCAUGUUGAGGUCAUGCCUUAUUGUACUGUGUUCAUUUGUACCAUAACCUUGAUUCAUCGUUGGGUUUACACUUUAUCUCCUACAUCAUUUGCACAAGAUAUUAAAACAUAUUCUGUUUGAAGGA